GCAACAAGAACGCGUCACACGGGACGCAACCACUGCGGCGGUGAUCUGGUUUCCGGUUUUGAUAUUGUCCCCGUGCUGGUAAAGGGGCCUCGGGGCAAAAAUUGACAUAUUUAAACUCUGAGUUGUCAAGUCGAGUCCUUCAGCCCGUUUCUCGGUCUCUGUUCCCUCCGUUUAAACUGAACUCUGUGUGUGUGUGGGAGAGUGGAGCAUGCCGAGCCGAGCCGAGCACAGCAACAGUGUUAGUAGAGUCAAAAUGGCGUCUCUUUGCCCACUCCACUGUCGUCUAAUCCAUCUGUGAUUUGCCUGAACUCCAGCUACCUGUGCUUCUUUUCUCGUGUUUCGUUGAUUUCCCUCACACUGGUGCUUUAUCGGAGCACACUACAGCGUCAUGUCGGACUCGGAGGAGGACAGCCAGGACAGGCAGCUGAAGAUAGUAGUUAUUGGAGACGGUGCGUGUGGGAAGACAUCACUCGCCACUAGGUUUGCACAGGAGGCCUUUGGGAAGCAGUACAAACAAACCAUCGGGCUGGAUUUCUUCCUGAAGAGAAUAAGCCUUCCAGGCAAUAUGAACGUGACCCUGCAGGUGUGGGACAUUGGAGGCCAAACAUUAGGAGGGAAAAUGCUGGACAAAUAUGUAUACGAUGCACAUGGGGUUCUCCUGGUUUACGACAUCACAAACUACCAGAGCUUUGAGAAUCUGGAAGAUUGGUUCAGCCUGGUGAAGAAGGCCAACGAGGAGUCUGACAUCCAGCCUGUCAUCUCCCUGAUAGGGAAUAAAAUCGACCUGGAGCACAUGAGGACAGUAAAGGCUGACAAACACCAGCGUUUCUGCCAAGAGAACGGCCUCAUCAGUCAGUUUGUAUCAGCCAAGACAGGGGACUCGGUGUAUCUUUGUUUCCAGAGAGUGGCAGCUGAGAUUCUGGGUGUGAAGCUAAACAAAGCAGAAAUCGAGCAGUCCCAGAGGAUUGUGAAGGCAGAGCUGGUGGACUACCCUCAGGAUGAAGGCCCAAUUAGACAAGAGAACAACCAGCAAAGCAAAAUAUGUUCUGUUCAAUAGUGAGAACGUGUGGUGAAGGCCGACAUCGUGAACUACAGCCAGGACACCGUGGCCAGGACAGUCAACCACCCUCGCAGCUCCAUGUGUGUGGUGCAGUGACCAACUCCACCACACACACACACAAAAAAACACGCACACACACACACACAUACACCAUUAAAACAAUCACAAUCACACUUUAAGAUGUAAACUGUCUUCAGUCAGUAUUCCUGCUCUUUCAGGGUUUUCCGGGGUGGCUGGAUGAAACGUGUUCAGAGUCUGUGUUCCUGUGUGUCUGUUGUUUGAGUGAGAUGAAGAACAGACUGUGUGGUUUCGUAGCCUUGGCCUGUAGUGUGGGUAUUAAGAAGGAAUGAUUUCUUGGUUGGUUCACCAAAAAGGAAACAGACCUCUGUUUUCUUCAAGUUUACACGCAGCUAUCAUUUUAUUUCUAUGAUAAAAGACUUAAGGUGAUUACUUGAUUUUGAGUUAGUAUGAAGCUGGUUGUUUAUGGGAGAAAGACAACUGCUGUAAUCAGCCCCUCCGGUAAUUGAUAAUAUUUUUAUACAUAAAGAAGUUUUCCUCUGUUGUUGCUUUUAGAGACGCCUUUCUCAGUCAUCAGAAUUACUGCAGUAUAUUUAAAAAGAUAACUAUCAACAUCUAUACAACAUAUGUCCGACACGUGGACUCCUGUCAGAGUAGGCUGAACAGAAACCGGGCGGAGGGACUAAUCACUCGCUUGUAGAAUGUUUUGUUGUUUUCUUUAUGUCUGUGGUGCUCCUCAGUCAAAAGGAUGGUAAUUGGCUUUAAGAUGCUGUAGUGAACUCUACUUUCAAAUUGCCAAUUAGAGGCUUACUCUAGCAGUACUGUGAUAAGUAUACAGCUAUUUACAUUUACAUAGACAUAUUUUAAUUUGAAAAACCUUCGUUUAUUAUCUUUGUACUUUAAAUUAUUACCAAAUAUUUGCCAUCCUCUAAAUAGUACCUCUGUUUUCCAGAUGUUUUGUGUCUGUUCUAUGCUUCAUGAUUUAGCUUUACGUUUUUACACUACGAGACAUUCCCGGGUUAGUCCUGUUAGAGGAAAUAUGUAGAUGCUGUAUUGAUAGACUGUUGAUAAAGCUCAAUAAAUAAGAUACCUGAGUGUCAGGCUGAGCAUGAGCUGAAAUGUACAACAUUUUAGUAGCCUUAUUGAACUGUCCGUUAUAGAACAGAUGUUUGCAUUGAAGGUUGGCUAUGAGGCAUGUAAUGCUUCGUCAGAUCUUCUUUCUGACCACAUUUUAAUAGCCUGCUCAACAGUAUGUGUAUCGUUAGAGACAGCUAAACUAUUGUACGUGUAAUCAGUUGCUGCAGAAUAGUUUCUACAUGUCGGCAUGAUGUCAUGUAAUGUGGUGUCCACCUUUCAAGCUAUCUGCCAUAUGUGUAAAAUGUGUGUUUGUACGAUUAAACCAGCCUCCUCUGCAUUCAAGAGCUCCUUUAACUGAUCAGAAAUUAUCAAAGUGCAUCAUGUAAAUUCUUCUCAUGUAAGCAUAAAAAAAUGAUUGUACAGCUCAAAGUGAAUGUGUAGUCAACAUUGUACAACAACAUGGUUUUGUGUUUCUAAAUAAAAAUGGAAUCAUGGAAAACAAGAAA
Molecule: messenger RNA, 2661 nt
Organism: Notolabrus celidotus (New Zealand spotty)
Lineage: Eukaryota; Metazoa; Chordata; Actinopteri; Labriformes; Labridae
Gene: rab28
Product: RAB28, member RAS oncogene family
Exons: 8
Coding region: 389-1057 (222 amino acids)
Cellular component (GO): Golgi apparatus; endosome
Molecular function (GO): GTPase activity; GTP binding
Source: RefSeq, a predicted model, not a curated record